UGUUACUAGUGUAUUAGUGAGAUUAAAUAGUCGUACCUGAAAGUCAGAGGGGUGUGGCCAGUGUCUCUGAGGCAAGCCACGUUUCUCGAUGAGGCGAAGGGCUGAGCUUUUUUUCCCCCUCCUCCACGGUGGAAGCAUCCCACGUUCGGGGGCGGCCGGUCUGAGUAGGCAAGAGAAUCCGCAGCUGCCUCCUUUACAGGUGGACGAGGAACGACGCAAGCUCCGCUCAUGUCUACGGGGAGCAUUUUCUGUGGUACGCCGCUGUGUCAAAGUGUGCACGGGCCAAGAGUACGCCGCCAAAAUCAUCAACACCAAGAAGCUGUCUGCCAGAGACCAUCAGAAGCUGGAGAGAGAGGCCAGGAUCUGCAGGCUGCUCAAGCACUCCAACAUUGUUCGUCUCCAUGACAGCAUCUCUGAGGAGGGCUUCCACUACCUUCUCUUUGACCUGGUGACAGGAGGUGAGCUCUUUGAGGACAUUGUAGCCAGAGAGUACUACAGCGAGGCGGACGCCAGUCAUUGCAUCCAGCAGAUCCUGGAGGCCGUGCUUCACUGCCAUCAGAUGGGUGUGGUCCACAGGGACCUGAAGCCUGAGAAUCUGCUGCUGGCCAGCAAGUGUAAAAAUGCGGCCGUAAAGCUGGCGGACUUUGGACUGGCCAUCGAGGUCCAAGGAGAGCAGCAAGCCUGGUUUGGUUUUGCAGGUACACCAGGUUAUUUGUCUCCAGAGGUGUUGAGGAAGGAAGCGUACGGAAAACCAGUAGACAUCUGGGCAUGCGGCGUGAUCCUCUACAUCCUCCUGGUGGGUUACCCUCCCUUCUGGGACGAAGACCAGCACAAACUGUACCAGCAGAUCAAAGCUGGAGCAUAUGAUUUUCCCUCUCCUGAGUGGGACACGGUGACGCCUGAGGCGAAGAACCUGAUCAACCAGAUGUUGACUAUCAACCCGGCCAAGAGAAUCACAGCACAGGAGGCCCUCAAGCACCCGUGGGUCUGCCAACGCUCCACCGUGGCCUCCAUGAUGCACAGACAGGAGACCGUCGAGUGUCUGAAGAAGUUUAACGCCAGGAGGAAGCUCAAGGGCGCCAUCUUGACCACCAUGCUGGUGUCCAGGAACUUCUCUGUGGGACGUCAGACCACGGCACCGUCAGGCGUCAGUGGCGUGACAGGAAACCCCGCCGGCAUCGUGGAACAAGCCAAGAGCCUCCUCAACAAGAAGGCUGACGUCAAGCAGAGCAACAGCAGCAGGAACAGCACAGUCAGCAGUCCUAAGGUCAACGCGUCGUCUGCUGCUCUGGAGCCUCAGACUACUGUUAUCCAUAAUCCCGUAGAUGGCAUAAAGGAAUCAUCAGACAGCAGCAACACGACCAUCGAGGAUGAAGAUGUAAAAGCUCGCAAGCAGGAAAUCAUCAAGAUCACGGAGCAACUCAUCGAAGCUGUCAACAACGGCGACUUUGACGCCUACUCGAAGAUUUGUGACCCCGGCCUGACCUCCUUUGAGCCUGAGGGUCUGGGCAACCUGGUGGAGGGGAUGGACUUCCACCGUUUCUACUUUGACAACCUCCUGGCCAAGAACAGCAAGCCCAUCCACACCACCAUCCUCAACCCGCACGUGCACAUGAUCGGCGACGACGGCGCCUGCAUCGCGUACAUCCGCCUCACGCAGUUUGUGGACGCGCAGGGUCGCCCUCGCUCCAGCCAAUCGGAAGAGACCCGGGUGUGGCAACGUCGAGACAGUCGUUGGCACAACGUCCACUUCCACUGCUCUGGAGCGCCGGCCGCCCCCCUGCAGGCCUGAGGGAUGUGCUGCUGACGACCCCACGAGCGGAGCGUCUGAGAGGCGGGGCCAGCGCAGAGCGGGUGGGUGGUGUGGGUGGUGGGUGUAUUGUCCCGUCCUCCACGACCACCUGACUUCCUCUCUCUCCACCUUGGGGACCACAGACUGAACUUCAAUGUCUCUCGCCCGGCAAAAAGAAGCGUCCAUCGUUGUGUACUUGUGGCUGCAGCGUGUCGUGGUGCUCUUCUUCUUCUUUUUCUUCUACUACUACUACUACUACUUCCUGUGACCAGCAUGGCUCCUCCUCGGUCACGUGCGACAUCAUCUUGACUCCUCCCCUCCGGCGUGUCGUUGCCCCGCCCGCUCCUAGCUCUCACAUGCAGCAUGCUAACGUUGUGUGGCGUCGCCGUGACGACGGUUGAUGGUGUGGGCUGUUGUGCGGUGAUGGCGUUUCAGUGCAUGAAGUCACGUCACGUGGGUGUCGUCCUCCUUUUUUCAAACUGCUGCUUGCGCCUUUUUGUACUUUGUUUACUAGUCAGUAGUGUGCAAGGAGGGCGAGGAUGCUGCUGAGGACACACCGGGACCCAACACACAGCAUUAUAAUCCUCACAAUAUGUCUACAAACACCAACAAGUCCAUUUUCUUAUUUGUAUUUGAUAAUGUUUUUGGUUAUGUCUUCAUUAGUGCACUUCUGUACUUACACUUACUUUUUGAAGUACAUAAUUGUGUCACACUUGUAUACUAACACUUAGUUUUUGGAGUACAUACGUGUGUCACACUUGCAUGGAUAUACUUAGUCUUUGAAGAACAUAAGUGUGUCACACUCGUGUACUUACACUUAGUUUUUGGACUACAUAUGUGUUUCACACUUGUAUACUUACACUUAGUCUUUGGAGUACAUAAGUGUGUCACUUGUGUACUGACACUUACGUGUAGACUUUGUAUACUUACACUAAGUCUUUGGAGUACAUACGUGUGUCACACUUGUGUACUUACACUUAGUUUUUGGAGUACAUAAGUGUUUCACACUUGUGUACUUACACUUAGUUUUUGGAGUACAUAAGUAAGUGUGUCACACUUGUGUACUUACACUUAAUUUUUUGAGUACACUUAGUCUUUUAAGUAUGUAAGUGUGUCACUUGUGUACUUACACUUAUUUUUUGGAGUACAUAAGUGCGUCACACUUGUGUACUUACACUUAGUCUUUAGAGUACAUAAGUCUGUCAGACUUGUGCACUUACACUUAGUUUUUGGAGUACAUAAGUGCGUCACACUUGUGUACUUACACUUAGUCUUUAGAGUACAUAAGUCUGUCAGGCUUGUGUACUUACACUUAGUUUUUGGAGUACAUAAGUGUUUCACACUUGUGUACUUACACUUAGUCUUUAGAGUACAUAAGUCUGUUACACUUGUGUACUUACACUUAGUUUUUGGAGUACAUAAGUGUGUCACAACUGUGUACUUACACUUAGUCUUUAGAGUACAUAAGUUUGUCAGACUUGUGUACUUACACUUAGUUUUUGGAGUACAUAAGUGUGUCACAACUGUGUACUUAUACUUAGUCUUUAGAGUACAUAAGUUUGUCAGACUUGUGUACUUACACUUAGUUUUUGGAGUACAUAAGUGUGUCACAACUGUGUACUUAUACUUAGUCUUUAGAGUACAUAAGUCUGUCACACUUGUGUACUUACACUUAGUUUUUGGAGUACAUAAGUGUAUCACAACUCUGUACUUACACUUAGUCUUUAGAGUACAUAAGUCUGUCAGACUUGUGUACUUACACUUAGUUUUUGGAGUACAUAUGUGUGUCACACUUGUGUACUUACACUUAGUCUUUAGAGUACAUAAGUCUGUCACACUUGUGUACUUAAACUUAGUUUUUGGAGUACAUAAGUGUGUCACAACUGUGUACUUACACUUAGUUUUUGGAGUACAUAAGUGUGUCACACCUGUGUACUUACACUUAGUUUUUGGAGUACAUAAGUGUGUCACACUUGUAUAGUUAUACUUAGUCUUUGUAGUACAUAAUUGUGUCACACUUGUGUACUUACACUUAGUUUUUGAAGUACACUUAGUCUUUGGAUUACAUAAGUGUGUCACUUGUGUACUUACACUUAGUUUUUGGAGUACAUAAGUGUGUCACACUUGUGUACUUAGACUGAGUUUUUGGAGUACAUAUAUGUGUUACACAUGUACUUACACUUAGUGUGUGGAGUACAUAAGUCUGUCACACGUGUAUACUUACACUUAGUUUUUGGAGUACACUUAGUCUUUGGAGUACAUAAGUGUGUCACACAAUUAGUCCUUGGAGUACAUACGUGUCACACUUGUGUAAUUACACUUAGUCUUCGGAGUACUUAAGUCUGUCACACUUGUAUACUUACACUUAGUUUUUGGAGUAUACUUAGUCUUCGGAGUACAUAAUUGUGUCACUUGUGUACUUACACUUAGUUUUUGGAGUAUACUUAGUCUUCAGAGUACAUAAGUCUGUCACACUUGUAUACUUACACUUAGUUUUUGGAGUACACUUAGUCUUUGUAGUACAUAAUUGUGUCACUUGUGUACCUACACUUAGUUUAAGUGUGUCACACUUGUGUACUUACACUUAGUUUUUGGAGUACACUUAGUCUUUGUAGUACAUAAUUGUGUCACUUGUGUACUUACACUUAGUUUAAGUGUGUCACACUUGUGUACUUACUUAGUUUAAGUGUGUCACACUUGUGUACUUACACUUAGUCUUUGGGGUAAAUAAGUGUGUCACACUUGUGUACUUAGUCUUUGAAGUAAAUAAGUGUGUCACACAUGUACUUAUGCUUAGAUUUUUGGAGUACAUAAGUUUUCCAUUUGAGACAGGACUGUGUGUACUUGUGAUUAUUUUAUUAUGUAUACAGAUUUGCACCUCAGGCGGCUUGCUAUUUAUUUAUAAUAUUUUCAUGGAUAAAUGUAAAACAUUCUAGUAUUUGGUCAUUAUUUGGACCUGAGAGGUUCCUAAGAAGCUCCUGCAGGGGGCGACCUUUCACCAAUCCAGCAGCAAAACCCCUUUUAUCUCCUUCAUUUUUUUUGCUCAACUAAACAUGUCAGAACUCAACUUGAAUGUUUAAUUUCAUAUUUAAUAUUUGUUUGAGACUUCGUUCAUGAAAAGUUUGAGUAUUUCCUAUCCUCAGUGUGAGCGGACACAAGCUGAAAGUGUUUUCUUACUGCAUCCAGUCUUCUGAUGACCAUAAUCAAUAUAUCGAACAUGUGAGUAUUUACCAAUAAAAAGGAGCACGCAUUUCCAAA
This is a messenger RNA of Nerophis ophidion (straightnose pipefish), 5050 nucleotides long. RefSeq names its product calcium/calmodulin-dependent protein kinase type II subunit beta. The coding region runs from base 89 to 1792 and encodes 567 amino acids. The record is from RefSeq and is a predicted model, not a curated record. Gene Ontology annotation, biological process: protein phosphorylation. Lineage: Eukaryota; Metazoa; Chordata; Actinopteri; Syngnathiformes; Syngnathidae. Gene Ontology annotation, molecular function: calmodulin binding; ATP binding; calcium/calmodulin-dependent protein kinase activity. The transcript has 21 exons. Gene Ontology annotation, cellular component: neuron projection; cytoplasm.